Aspergillus campestris IBT 28561 is the source of this 2022-nucleotide messenger RNA. RefSeq names its product phosphoribosylaminoimidazolesuccinocarboxamide synthase. Lineage: Eukaryota; Fungi; Ascomycota; Eurotiomycetes; Eurotiales; Aspergillaceae. Gene Ontology annotation, biological process: 'de novo' IMP biosynthetic process. Gene Ontology annotation, cellular component: cytoplasm. The record is from RefSeq and is a predicted model, not a curated record. The coding region runs from base 1 to 2022 and encodes 673 amino acids. The transcript is spliced from 5 exons. Gene Ontology annotation, molecular function: phosphoribosylaminoimidazolesuccinocarboxamide synthase activity.
AUGGCACCCUUACAAGCGGGGUACUUCCAAUCCCUGCAAUUCCCCUCGGAGUCCUCCGUCCUCAUCCACGACCAAAUCUACGGCGACCACCACAUCACAGAGCCCAUCCUCGUCGAGCUCCUCCGCUCUCCAACCCUCCAGCGUCUAACAGGAGUCUGGCAAAGUGGCAUAACAGCCCUAUUCAACCUCGGGCCGCGAGUCUCGCGCUUCGAGCACUCCGUCGGAGCCUUCCUCCUCGUCCGCAAAGUCGGAGCCAGCGUCGCGGAACAAGUCGCCGCGCUUCUCCACGACGUCAGCCACACAGCCCUCAGCCAUGUCAUGGACUGGGCGCUGUCCAAACCAGACGAAGACAGCUACCACGAGGAGCACAAAGCGCGGUACAUCGCCAUGACACCCCUACCGGAGAUCCUGGCGCGGCACGGCUUCGCGGACCUCAAACCGCUCGAGGAGCAUCUCUACCCGCUUGUUGAGAGGCCCGCGCCGCAUCUCUGUGCCGAUAGGUUGGACUACGCGCUGCGCGACGCCGUCGCCUAUGGGAAGAUGUCGCUAUCGGAGGCGCAGGGUGUCUUUGGUGCCUUCGCUGCCUUUCCGGAUGCGGAUAGCCCUGCUCGGUUGAUGGUGCUGCCUGACGUGUCGCUCGCGCUGCGGUUGGCCAGGGCGUACAUGGAAUGCGACCGCAACGUGUGGUGCAAUCCCUCGCAUAUCGACAUGUACAAACGGACGGGUCAAAUCAUCCGCGAUCUAGUUGAACAGGGGAAGGUCAGUGAUAAUGACUUGUGGUGUCCGGACGACGAGUUCUGGGCGCUGUUGCGCAGUGCGUCAGAUGCGGAUGGGAUAAAGGAGCUCGAGCGGCUGGAGACGGAGGGCGCCCCCAAGGCGAAGGGCCUGGGUCUGCCUCCGGGGGCGAAGGUGCGGACGAUUGAUCCGGAUGUCUACUUGCCGGGACAGGACAAACCGUGUCCGUUGUCUGUGGUUGAUGAUGUUUGGGCACGGGAGAGACAGGAAUAUAUCCAGAAGAUUCAAUAUAGCUUACAUCGUUUUCUUUCCUAUAGACGUUAUUUACGAAGUAUAUUUUAUGAUAUAAGCCUAUCUCCAGAAUACAGAUCACACUUCACAAUGGCAGACCAGGCUUAUACAACCACCGACCUCCAGGGCGCAUUGCCCCUCGUGGCCCGCGGCAAGGUCCGCGAUCUGUACGAGGUCGACGAAAAGACGCUCCUCUUCAUCGCAACGGACCGCAUCUCCGCCUACGAUGUGAUCAUGGAGAAUGGCAUCCCCAACAAAGGCGUCCUCCUCACGCUGUGCACCAAAACAUGGUUCAAGAUCCUCACCGACGCCAUCCCCGGGCUCCGCACGCACUUCCUAACGCUCGACCUCCCCCCGCAAAUCCCCGCGUCGCUGCGCCCCGUCCUCCAGAACCGCAGCAUGCAGGUGCGCAAGCUCAAGAUCCUGCCCAUUGAGGCGAUCGUGCGCGGGUACAUCACCGGUUCCGCAUGGAACGAGUACAAGAAGUCCGGGACUGUCCAUGGGAUUCCGGUUGCGCCGGGGUUGCAGGAGAGUCAGGCGUUCCCUGAUGGGCCGAUUUAUACGCCUAGCACGAAGGCGGAGCAGGGCGAGCAUGAUGAGAAUAUUCAUCCUGAUCAGGCCAUCAAAAUCCUCGGCGAACCCCACGCCUCCACCGUCGCCGCCCUCGCACUCAAACUCUACAAAGCGGCGCACGAAUACGCGCUCACCCGCGGCGUCAUCAUCGCCGACACGAAAUUCGAGUUCGGCCUCGACGAAGCCACCAAUGAGGUCGUGCUGGCCGACGAGGUCCUCACGCCUGACUCGUCGCGCUUCUGGCCGAAGGAUUCGUACGCCGUCGGGCGCGGGCAGCAGAGCUUCGAUAAGCAGUUUUUGCGCGAUUGGUUGGUGAGGGAGGGGUUGAAGGGGAAGGAGGGUGUCAGGAUGAGUGAGGAGAUUGCGUUGAGGACGAGUGAGAAGUAUAAGGAGGCUUGGGAGAGGAUUACGGGGGGUGUUUGA